This is a messenger RNA of Boleophthalmus pectinirostris (great blue-spotted mudskipper), 2009 nucleotides long. RefSeq names its product translocon-associated protein subunit alpha-like. Lineage: Eukaryota; Metazoa; Chordata; Actinopteri; Gobiiformes; Gobiidae. Gene Ontology annotation, cellular component: endoplasmic reticulum; endoplasmic reticulum membrane. The transcript is spliced from 9 exons. The record is from RefSeq and is a predicted model, not a curated record. The coding region runs from base 73 to 921 and encodes 282 amino acids.
CGUGUACUCCUCUGUCCCCUUUUUCUCCCGAAUGCUGAUGUGUUACUAACUUACUACAACCGAGUCUGAAAAAUGUUCAACUUUGGGUCAAAAUUGUUGCUCCUUUUCCUCCUCGCCUUUCCCUGCGGAUUGGUAUCUAUCGCCCAUGUAGGCGCCAACCCCGACUCCAGUGAGGACUCAGAUCCAGAUGUGGCAGUCGAUGAGGAAGAGGAGGAGGAGGAUGUGGUAGAGGAAGACCAGCUUCAACAAACUGAUGAUGAAGAAGAGGAAGAAGCCACUGAUCCAGGAGCCCUGACCUCUCACCCUGACGCAGACACCACCAUUAUCUUCACCACCGGAGAAGAGUUCCCAGCCAAUGAGAUUGUUCGAUUCCUGGUCGGUUUCACAAACAAAGGAAGUCAAGAUUUCAACGUUCAGAGUCUGGAGGCCUCCUUCCGCUACCCUCAGGACUUUCAGUUUUACAUCCAGAACUUCACAGCGCUCACUCUGCAGACUCUGGUGAAGCCUCAGGUCCAGGCCACAUUUGAAUACUCGUUCAUCCCGGCUCAGCCCAUGGCCGGACGCCCCUUCGGCCUCGUCAUCCUCCUCAACUACCUCGACUCAGAGGGUAAUUCUUUCCAAACAGCCAUCUACAACCAGACAGUGACCAUCACAGAGAAAGAAGAGGGACUGGAUGGAGAAACAAUCUUCAUGUACGUCUUCCUCAUUGGACUGGUGUCUCUGAUGGUCUUUGCCAUGUACCAGGUCCUGGAGUCUAGAACGAGAAAGCGUCUGUCUGUGAAGGUGGAGAAAGGCACAGGAAACAUGAGCGAUGUGGACAUCAGCUGGAUCCCUCAGGAGACGCUCAACGCCAUGAAUAAGGCGUCUCCUAAAACAUCUCCGCGGAAGAGAGCCAAGAGGGCAGCGGGCACGGAUCAAUAAACGCCUCUCCUCCGAUCCAUCAUGACCACAGCUCUCAGCGCACAGGCCUCAGUCUGUGUAAUGUAAUAUCCACUCAAAUAAACCAGAGCCAGCAUUUGUUAUUGUUGUUUUUGAGGGCAAUUUGAGAGCCUGAUACUUCAUGGUAAAAGGAAAAAGAUCUCCGUUCUUGAGUUUUGGACUUGCGGUUUAGAUGUAUUAAAGGUGCAUUAUGUAAUUUUUCUGGUGUAGGAGAGGGCAAGCUUGUCUCCAUGGAGAUGUUAUUACUUUGCUUAGAAUGUUCCACUGUAUGACAUUUGACUGUUGCCAGGCCAAGUGAGAUCUGUGGAGAGGUUUGACUAAUACAGACAUGUUUUUCAGGUUUCAGGUUCAUGUUUUUUUGUGUAAUUAACUAUAUUCUGGACAGAAAUGUUUAAUGCCAUAGUGUGUAACAUUAACUUAAAGCAAAAACACAGGGUCUUUUAAUAAUGCCACCUGCUUGUCUCAAAUGCUCAAUCAGAAAAGUUACACAGUGCACAUUUAAAGUAGAAAUUAAAAUAAUGAUUCUGAAUUCAGUCCAGAGGCUCUGCUCAGUAUUGUGAAGAAUGUGACACUAAAAGCAGAAUUUUAAAGGGAGUUUUUGAAAUCAAUGUUUUUCUUUGAGGAAGUUGUAAAAAUGAUCUGGUUUGUUCAUAUCAGUGUUGACAUAAAAGAACAAAUGGUUUCUUGCUCUAAAGGGAAUUGUGAAUUUAAGAACAUUCUAGUUUAUCUCAAUUUUGUUUUCAAUUUUGUCCUUUAAGUUGGAAUGAAAUAUUGUUAAUUAACUUAUAAAACACCUCCAAACUGUGCCUAAAAGCCUAUAGACCUCACCCGGGCACACUGCAUCUGGUUAAGUGGUUAAAGACUUUAAAUAGGAAGAAGAAUAUAGGAAAGUCAUACAAAAUCAAACUUUAUUGACAUUUUAGAACACUAUUGCGAUGUGCCCAUACGGUUGCAGUCUUUGUCUAAACUAUGCAUUUAAUGAGAAAUAUUUACAUUUCUUAAAGCUGCAGCUAAACCAAACAGUGUUUUACAACUUUUUGUUUAAAUAAAACACAAAAACAUGAAUAAAA